AGGGAGGAGGAAGCAGCGAAUUGAAGAUCCUUAAAUGCGGUUUGGUGGCAUCCCCGCGCGCGCUGGCCCCCAUGCAGACGCCUGCCCUGGACGCAUGGGUGCAACAUGCCACCACCAUUGCCAUUGCCAUUGCCACCCCCCACCUACAUAAAUCCCCUCCCGCUGGCCUCGCCCCCGGCUUUUACCGCUCUUUGACUCCACUCCACCCCCCACCCAGCCGCCCGGCCACCCAGCUCCUCCUCCUCCUCCUCCGCUCCCACACGCCAGCCGAACACACGCUUGUUAGCUAAGCUCGCAGCGCCGCGCCGGCCGUGGAUCGAUCGGCCGCGCCGUAUGGGGAGGCAGCGGCGGUGGUCGCGCGCGGCGCUCCUCGCGUGCCUGGUGCUCCUCGCCGCCGCCGCGUGCGCCGACUCGGCGCGCCCGGGGCCGCUGGCGGCAGCGGCGACCGAAGGGCUGCCUGCCGGCGCGAGCAUGAGCGCCAGCGCCAACGAAGACGGCGGCGACGGCCCGCGGAGGAGCGCGUUCGACGCGCUGGUGGGGGGCCUCGUGAGCAUCGGGCUGGGGCGGCGGUGGCGCGCCGGCGACGGCGCCGGGCUGGUGGACGGCGACAAGCGGCGCGUGCCGACGGGGCCCAACCCGCUGCACAACAGAUGAGUACGCACGUACGUACUACAGCGGUAGCUAGCUGAUCACCCGUUAGCUUUCGGACCUCGCUGGCGCCAUUGCCGGGCGCGUGCGGGGCGGCGAGCAGAGGAGGAGAAGAACGGGAAGGAGAAGAGAGGAUAGGAGCUUCUAGUAUGGCUGUUCCCUUCUGCUUCCCUUUCUUCUUUUCCCCCCUGAUUUUCCUUCUUCUUCUUCUUCUUCUUCUUCUUCUUCUUUCCUAGUAAGGAGUGGUAGCUACCUUUUUGUUGCUUGUCUUUUGCCCUUAUUUUCUUGUGUCCUCGAUUGGUUUGUGAAGUGGACAGCAACGCCAUUCUGUUGGUUGAAAGAGAUACAUAUAUGAGUAUACUACUUCUUUU
Triticum dicoccoides is the source of this 1019-nucleotide messenger RNA. RefSeq lists its product as uncharacterized. The coding region runs from base 334 to 654 and encodes 106 amino acids. The transcript has a single exon. Lineage: Eukaryota; Viridiplantae; Streptophyta; Magnoliopsida; Poales; Poaceae. The record is from RefSeq and is a predicted model, not a curated record.